Molecule: messenger RNA, 1138 nt
Organism: Kickxella alabastrina
Lineage: Eukaryota; Fungi; Kickxellomycota; Kickxellomycetes; Kickxellales; Kickxellaceae
Product: coenzyme Q biosynthesis protein Coq4-domain-containing protein
Exons: 1
Coding region: 174-1052 (292 amino acids)
Biological process (GO): ubiquinone biosynthetic process
Cellular component (GO): mitochondrial inner membrane; mitochondrion
Source: RefSeq, a predicted model, not a curated record
CGCACGUUAUCAGCCCGGCCCCACUUGAUUUUUCCUCUUUUUUUGCUUAAAAUAUUUUGUUGAAUUUCACCAAGGGGUUUUGUCUCUCUCUCCACCUGAAAGGGCCCGAAUUCGCUGUCAGCUGCUCUCCAACAUCACGUCGAAAAAAACCAACCUUUAAACAAAUCACAAAUAUGGCCACCAUAUCGCUAGUAGCCGGGCUCGUAUCCGGCGUCGUUCGGCGGGCCGUUCCUACAGCUGCCAUUGCAAUGGGCGCCUCCUACCUGGCGUCAAAGUCUCUAGCGGCAUUCACCAGCCCCGAUGCCAAACCCGAUUCGUCGCGAGGCAUGCGGCCGCUCUACGAGACACACAAGCCAACGACCGGACUGCAAAAGGCCUUUGUCGCUGCCGGAGCUGCGCUGAUGGGAUUCGGAGACCCCACUGACGGCACGUACAUUGCGGCCCUGGGUGAUGCCACAUCGAACGGCUUUUUCGGCAGGAUGCGUGAGCAGAUGAUUAGUGAUCCGGUGGGGCGGCGGAUCCUUAAGGAGCGGCCCCAGAUCUCUUUUACGUCCGAGCAGUGGGAGGCGCUGGCUGAGCUUCCCGAGGGGUCAUUUGGGCGCACAUACUAUGACCAGAUGCGCAGAAACGGUAUCUCGUGGGCCACUCGGCCGCCAGUGCGCUUUGUAGACAACGAGGAGGACGCGUAUAUGCUUUUGCGGUACCGCCAGUGCCAUGAUUUUUACCAUGUCAUUUUGGACAUGGAUAUUUCGGUCGUCGAGGAGCUUGCAAUUAAGGUGUUUGAAUGGCAGCAGACUGGGCUGCCUGUCGGUCUUAUUGCGAGCGCAUUUGGUCCGCUGCGUUUGCCCCAGAAGGAGCGCCAGCGCUUUUUCGCGCAUUACCUGCCCUGGGCCAUGCAGUGCGGCGCCCAGGCCAAGCCUAUUAUUAGCGUGUAUUGGGAGGAGAUGUGGCAUCGCAGCGUCGAUGAUGUGCGCAAGGAGAUGGGCGUCUGGCUGCUUUCGGAGCGCAACAGCGUCACACACGCCGAGAACUCGACGGCUAUAUUGCCAUAAUCAUACUAUGUUCUCACUUUUAGAAUUUAUAUGUCUGUGUACAUGUUUUUCUUUCAUUUUCUUGCGAGCGUUUAGAAUGCACCCUU